UCUAGCAACUGUAGAAAAGAAAAUGGAGCUCGAAGCUGCAAUGGAGCAUCUCAAAUCCCUCUCCCGCGGCGCAAAGCAGCAGCGAGAGAUCGAAGCCAGAAAAGGCGGAGUGUUGAUCAUCUCCCUGCUCUUCUUCGCCACGCUCUAUGCCACGGCCUGGUUCUUCAUCUUCCGGAGCUGGAGCAAGCACAAGCGAUGCCGUGCGGCGAGCAGCUCAAUCUCCUUCGCCCAUGCGCUGGUCGGAGCUUCCCUGGCAAUGGCGGACAUGGUAUCGUCGCCCUGGACGCUCGACGCCCCAAACACGGCAUUCCAGAACAGGAUCAUGGAGUGGAGCAUGGCCUACUUCAUCGUCGACCUCUUUCACUACUUCCUCGCGGUUCCCGAGGAUCAUCUCUUCAUCGCCCACCACUUAGCGACGCUCACGUACAUGAUCUCUUGCCGCUACUACACUCUCCAUGGCGCCAAGUCGGUGAUGAGCUUGAUCGCGGCGGGGGAAGCCACCACUCCACUCCAGGCGAUCUGGACGCUGGCGAGGCUGGCCAAGGACGAGUUCCCAGUCGCGGAGAGGGUCUACACGGCAUUGUCUCCGACGUUCACGCUGCUCUUCACGAUCGUUCGAGGGAUGCUGGGGCCGUUCUUGCUGGGAAAGCUGGCGAGUUUCUAUCUCUGGGGUCGUGCCGACACUGUGAUCCCUCGAUGGCUGGCUUGGUUCUGGGUGUUUGAGGUGAGCUUUGCGGUGGUGGGCAGUAUGAUUUGGGUGUUUCGGCUGUGGCGAGGACUGUUCAAGCUCAACUCGCAACGCAGUGGAUUCUGGAAGAGCGAUUGAUUGGAUCUCGACUCGUAGAAGAGAGUUUGAAUGGAAAGGAGAGAAUGCUCCUUGGUAUCUGAA
Molecule: messenger RNA, 889 nt
Organism: Selaginella moellendorffii
Lineage: Eukaryota; Viridiplantae; Streptophyta; Lycopodiopsida; Selaginellales; Selaginellaceae
Product: TLC domain-containing protein At5g14285
Exons: 1
Coding region: 23-826 (267 amino acids)
Cellular component (GO): membrane
Source: RefSeq, a predicted model, not a curated record